CGCAGGCGCGGCGCAACGUUUAUAAGGCCAGACAUCACAGUCCGAGACACUCACCCACACUCAUUUACCAUGGCUGAAAAAGACAAGCAGCAUUACCUCGACGCCGAGAUGUCGUCGGGCGCGCCGACCCCAUACAAGGAGCAGUCGCUUGAGGACUUGGACGUCGUUCCCUUUGAGGAGCUCAGCGAGGAGGAGAGGAAGGCCGAGCGCUGGUUCCUCUGGAAGCUCGAUAUCGUUUUCACUUUAGUUGGAUUCCUCGGUUACAUUUUCAAAUACGUUGACCAGGUCAACAUUGCCAACGCCUACGUUUCCGGCAUGAAGGAGGAGAUCAACAUUGUCGGCAACCAAUACAACUACUUCACGACGCUCUUCAACUGUGGAUAUGUUGGCGUCAUUUACAUUUCGUGUAUCGCCGUGUCGCACUUUGGCCCGCACUACUGGCUGCCAAGCGCCGAGCUUAUUUGGGGCGUUAUGACUUGCUGCCUCUCCCUCGUCACCAACUACAAGCAGAUUUACGCGCUGCGCUUCCUGAUCGGCUUCGCCGAGGGCACCGCCUGGCCCGGUUACAUCACCGUCAUGUCGCAGUGGUACAUGCCACAGGAGGUGGCGCUGCGCAUGGGCUUUUUCACGUGCGCGCAGUCGAUUGGCUCCAUGUUCGCGGGCAUCAUGCAGGGCGCGCUGAGCACAACGCUCGACGGUGCCCUCGGCCGCUCCGGAUGGCGCUGGGGCUUCAUCGUCAACGGCGUGUGCACCAUCUUUGUCGCUCUUCUUGCGUACUUCUCCAUUCCCGGCUUCCCGGACAAGCCCAACCCGCUCGCUAAGUGGUACCUUUCAGACAAGGACUACGAGAUUGCGCGCCGCCGCACGGCGCGCGUCAAACGCGAGCCCCUCAAGCCCAUCAACGCCCGCUCGUUCCUCAAGGCCUUCAAGUACUGGCAGCUGUGGGCCAUUGCGAUCACAUGGGCGUUCGGUUACAACAUCGCUCCCUCCAACUACUUCAACCUGUGGCUCAAGUCGCUUAAGCUCCCGGACGGCUCUCCGCGCUACACGAUUGCGGAGCUCAACUACCUUCCGGUUGUCGGCUUCUCGCUGCAGCUCGUGGCAACGGUUGCGCUCUGCUGGCUGUCCGACUGGCUGGGUGUUCGCCUCCCUUCGCUCCUGAUCCACGCGGCGAUCAACCUCGCCUCCGAAAUCAUCCUCACCAUCCGCCCAGAAAAUCGCGUUACCUACAUGAUCGGUUGGUACCUCAACUAUAUGGGCAACGUGUCGUACGUCCUCCUCGCCGCGUGGGCGACAACGUUCCUUGCACACGCGCCAGACGUGCGGACGAUCACCAUCGCCACGGGCACAAUCAUGGCAUAUCUCAACAACGGGUUCAUCACGCUGUGGACGUACCCAGCGAAGCAGGCGCCGAAUUGGGCCGUCGGUGCCAAGUUCUACCUGGUGUCCAUGGCUGUGUGCACGUUCGGCUUCAUUGCCAUCGCGUGGGGCCUGCGCUUCGAGGAGCGCAAGCGUCUACGCCGCGAGGGGCACCACGUUCCCAAGCCUCACCCGCUCGCGUUCUUCUGGACGUAAUGGGCUCGUCACAGAAUAUAUUAGAUGGGAAAGACUGUAUAAGGGA
Molecule: messenger RNA, 1621 nt
Organism: Cutaneotrichosporon oleaginosum
Lineage: Eukaryota; Fungi; Basidiomycota; Tremellomycetes; Trichosporonales; Trichosporonaceae
Biological process (GO): transmembrane transport
Cellular component (GO): membrane
Molecular function (GO): transmembrane transporter activity
Source: RefSeq, a predicted model, not a curated record